GCUCCUCAGAUGUAUCAGUACACCAUGUCAGCUGUGAACCAGGGCAAAUACCCCAGAGCCAAAGGCCCGGUGGUGGGACAGCGUCCGGACCAUCACCCGUCCUCAGCGUCCCCGAUGAUGUCAGCUGCAGCCUCGGCAGCAGGCCCCCCGCUGGUGGCGUCCCCGUACCCCCAGUCCUACCUGCAGUACGGUCAGGUGAUCCAGGCCAUGCCCCCCCACUACCACGGACAGGUACCGAGGCAGAACACUGUCACUGUGGAUUUAAAGGCAGUUUACUCGAUGCUGCAGGGGGGCGCCAGGAUGCUGACGUCCGGGGCUCCUCAGCAGAUGGGUCCUCCUGGCCACCAGUACCACGGCCAGGCUGAGGGCCAGCCGGGGCCCCAGCAGGCCAUGUAUGCUCAGUCGUUUUCUCACCACUCGGGCCCCAUGCAUCAUCCUCAGCCCUCCAGCACCCCCACUGGGAAUCAGCCCCCACCCCAGCACACAGCGCCCAGUCCAGGACACACUCAGUCGAGUCAGGCCGGUCCUCAGCCUCAGUCCAUGUUCCACUCUGGAGGUUUGUCUGCUCCCACUCCUCCGAACCUGCAGCCGGGCCACAGCUCCCCGCAGGCCACCUACACCAUGCAGGGGUACAGCCUCCCCACCCACCAGCCGCUGCCCCACGGCUUCCCCUCCAUCGGCCAGCUCACACAGGCUCACAUGUCGGGACCUCACCACUCUGCCGGUCACGGACUGCCGCCCGUCAUGCUGCACUACGUCUCCCCUCAGCAGGCCGGCGGAUCCAACCCCCAGCAGGGGGCGCCACAACACUUCUACAUCGGACCCCCACAAGCUGUUCAGGUCCAGGCUCACCCCUCCCAGCAGCUGUCCUUCCACCCGUCUGCAAACUGAACUCGUCACAGCUGGACUCAGGAGCGAGGAAGACGAGCCCCCCCACCCCGACUCAAACAACUUGUAACAUUCCCACCUCCUGACACCAGACUAACACGUCCUCCUUUUUACCCACAUCUUUAGACAGAAACGGCUAACACGGUAACGUUUCUGGAUUUAAAAAUGUAAAUACAAACUGUUUUCACACCUGAACACGAAGCUGGACUGACGACGAUGACUGGUGGAAAACUUUUGGACCGACGACAGUGGAAACAGUUUUUCUCCCCGUCCCACCUCUGUCCUUUUCCAGACAAAACCAGUUCAUUAAUAAUAAAACCACUGAAAACAAACAACAAA
Molecule: messenger RNA, 1227 nt
Organism: Morone saxatilis (striped sea-bass)
Lineage: Eukaryota; Metazoa; Chordata; Actinopteri; Moronidae
Gene: atxn2l
Product: ataxin 2-like
Source: RefSeq, a predicted model, not a curated record